This is a messenger RNA of Lolium rigidum, 1530 nucleotides long. Its product is annotated as protein trichome birefringence-like 34. Lineage: Eukaryota; Viridiplantae; Streptophyta; Magnoliopsida; Poales; Poaceae. The coding region runs from base 1 to 1530 and encodes 509 amino acids. The record is from RefSeq and is a predicted model, not a curated record. Gene Ontology annotation, cellular component: Golgi apparatus. Gene Ontology annotation, molecular function: O-acetyltransferase activity. The transcript has 5 exons.
AUGUCGGUCAUAUGGCUGUUCAUAUUUGCUGAGGAGAUGCUCGGGCGAUGGGCGUGGACGCCAUAUGUUUCCCACCUCCUCCUCGGCCAGAUGGCUGUCAAAGUUGCCGCGAGCACCCCGCCGCGCAAGUGCCAGAGCGCCACCGGCGCCGGCGACCCCGAGGACCGGUGCCUGUUGAAAGGAUCCGCGAAGAGGUCGACGAGGGUGUGGGGACUAGCCACCGUCAGCGUCAGCCUCCAGAGCCAAUGCUUCAGCUCGUUCGUGCUGCUGGUGUUCGUGAUGUUCGUCGUCACCAUCGUCUCGUUCACGACAAGGAGCGGCGCCGCCGCCAAGAUGCCGACCUUGCAUCCGCCUCUUACCACGGACUUCACGGUCAUGACGUCCACGAGCAACAGCGGCGCCACCAAGCAGGUGACUGCGCCUCCGCCUCCGACCGCUUCCGCUGUGGACGGUGGUGGCAGGGGCGUGGAAGAGUGCGACAUGUCCUCCGGCCAGUGGGUGUACGACGAGGAGGGGUACCCUCUGUACGAGGAGAGUGCGUGCAGGUUCAUGUCGGAGAACUUGGCGUGUGGGAAGUAUGGCAGGACGGACCUCCGGUACCAACAUUGGCGGUGGCAACCUAACGGCUGCGACCUUCCAAGGUUCGACGCGGCGAGGCUGCUAGAGAAUCUGCGGGGCAAGCGUCUGGCGUUCGUGGGGGACUCUCUGAACCGGAACCAGUGGGUGUCCAUGGUGUGCCUCAUCGACACCGCCACCCCUGGCCUCCACAAGACACUCAACUCCAGCGGAGCCCUCUUCUCCUUCAACAUCCAUGAGUACAAUGCGUCGGUGGAAUUCUACUGGUCGCCGCUGCUGGUGGAGUCCAACUCCGACAACCCGGUGCACCACCGCGUCGCCGACCGCACCGUGCGCGCCAACUCCAUCGUUGAACACGCCCGCCGCUGGACAGACGCCGACGUGCUCGUCUUCAACUCUUACCUCUGGUGGCGCCACCCCUCCAUCAAAGUCCUUUGGGGUUCGUUCGAGACGGCAACGGCGGCAGAGCACGAGUACAGUGUGUCCAAGGCGGUCGACGGCCUGCGUGCGUUCGAGCUGUCGCUGGCGACAUGGGCCGAGUGGCUUGAGUUCCACGUCGACCGCGCCCGCACCAGUGUCUUCUUCAUGUCCAUGUCGCCCACCCACCUUCCCUCAGACGGCGACAACAACCACGGGUGCUACAACGAGACGGAGCCGAUCGCCGCGGCGGACGAGGGCGGCGGCGAUCACGGCCUGAACCCGGCGUUCGGGCGUGCGGUGGAGGAGCAAGUCAAGCGGCUGGGCGCGCGCGGCGUGGCGGUGCGGGUGGUGAACGUGACGGGGAUGUCGGAGCGGCGGAGGGACGCGCACCCGUCCGUGCACCGGCGGCAGUGGGAUCCGCUCACGGAGGCGCAACGGCGGGACCCGAGCAGCUACGCCGACUGCAUCCACUGGUGCCUCCCCGGCGUGCCGGACGUCUGGAACCAGCUCCUCUACGCGCACAUCGUCUCGUGA